Messenger RNA from Punctularia strigosozonata HHB-11173 SS5, 1144 nucleotides. RefSeq lists its product as uncharacterized. Gene Ontology annotation, biological process: regulation of peroxisome size; peroxisome fission. Gene Ontology annotation, cellular component: peroxisomal membrane. The record is from RefSeq and is a predicted model, not a curated record. Bases 8 to 1144 code for a protein of 378 amino acids. The transcript has 6 exons. NCBI's taxonomy places the organism in Eukaryota, Fungi, Basidiomycota, Agaricomycetes, Corticiales, Punctulariaceae.
CGAAUCCAUGUCGUCCAUCUCCUUUCCUCAUUCUGGCGCCUUUGGAGCGUCCUCGGGCUCGUCUUCGGUGCAUGAUGAUGCGGUGUUCUCGCCGUCUUUUGAGCCCUCCGGCUCGUCUUUCCAGAUGAAUCCGCUCUCACAGCAUCCGCCUCGCACGCCACGCACCUCCAUCAUCUCCAACGCUGCGUCGACGAAUUCGACACAAGUGUAUGGUCAAGAAAUAUACGGUGCGAAGGGGGACAACAAGUCUGAACACGAAGCGGAGAGCGUAGACGAGGAACCUACUACGCCCAGACCUCGGAAGAAGGUUAGGCAUGAAACCAUUUGGAAGGAGGUGCUCAGUACAAGUUACGGGCGGGACAAGACUCUCAAAUUACUGCAAUACUCGAUACGCGUUUAUCUUCUCGUGCACACUACGCUAGCUGCAACGGCGGCACUCAGAAAGCCGACAGGUCGCUCAUGGGAAGUUGAGAUAGUCAAGCGGCUGGAGUCCACAGCUGCCGGAUUCUCGCUAACAAGGAAAUGCUUGAUAUUAUUCAAUUGGUUGCAUCCAUUGCAUUCCAUUAUGGACCAACAUCACGCCUCCUCCGACGGAAUACUGGGGAAGUCGAAGACGGCCGCGAAACCGCUGCUACACACGGUGCUUCAUGCGCCUCCCCCGGUGUUGCUGGAGCUGCUCAACGCCGUGUCGGAUGACCUGGCGACGUUCUCCAAACUUGGUCUCUUGGGAAAGCGCACAGGAGAUAGAGCCGCGCGUCUGUCUGACUGGUGCUGGUUUGCCAGUACUCUCGUCAACCUGGUCGAGAAUGCCGUAGAACGGAGCGUCAUCAUCGGCCUCCAGCACGAAGUUGAGUCUCGGUUGUAUACCGAAUCGAUGACCGGGACCACGUCAAAGUCAAUACCCGCGUCCAAACACGACGAGAAGGAGCUACAGCGCUUGCAGAAGAAGGACUACUGGCUACAAAUAACCCGCGCGAAGCUCCUCAUGGACCUCGUUUUCGUCUCGUAUGACGUUUUCAAGAUGAAGAAGGCCAAGGCACCGAUGCAGGCCAUCACCGGGUUGGCUUCCGCAGUGCUCAGUACCGCUAAGCUCUAUAAUAACCACAAACUAUCGCUGAUCAAGCCUUCGAAUCCUCCGUUUUGA